Messenger RNA from Biomphalaria glabrata, 5202 nucleotides. Its product is annotated as multiple epidermal growth factor-like domains protein 10. The record is from RefSeq and is a predicted model, not a curated record. The coding region runs from base 309 to 3242 and encodes 977 amino acids. The transcript is spliced from 19 exons. NCBI's taxonomy places the organism in Eukaryota, Metazoa, Mollusca, Gastropoda, Planorbidae. Gene Ontology annotation, molecular function: scavenger receptor activity.
GACUAGAUCAUACUUCACUGCGUAUGUAUGGUGUAACACUGUAGGCCAAUCAAAUCGCUGCAUUGAGUAUGGUCUAUUAAUAUGGUAUUCGGAAAAGCUGAACUGGAAAUAAAACCAGUGGUCUCGCUUUGUUUGUAAUGUCAAAUGUGGAGUUUACAUUUCUAACAUUUGGUAGAUUUGUCGUCUGCUUGUGUUUCUGUUUAUUUUGUGAAGCAGACAUUAAGAGAAGGUAACUCUGCCGAUCACCCAGGAGUAUGUAAGAGUCGCCCUACUUCUGAAAACAGACAGUGACAUGUCCUAAGGUGAAAAUGGCUAGCACAAGAGGGACAGCCCAAUUGUUUUCUGCGACCUGUUUCUUAUCGAUCUAUUAUUUGUUACACACAGUGUCUGCUUGUGAUAAAGGAUGGUUUGGGUCUAGCUGCCAGUACAAAUGUCGCUGCGACCAAAACAGUUGCGAUCCAUUAGGACGCUGCACGGGAUCUUUAAAGUGUCUGAAUGGAUGGUUCGGACCUUCUUGCCAGUAUCAGAACCUCGCUAUCCCUGAGAACAUGGAACCCUCAGUGAAUAAGGUUUUAGUGGACCAGAAUGACGACACAUGUGACGGACACCUGCAGGGGGCGAUCCUUGACUGGAAGGGGUCAGCGUUCUACCCGGUCACCUGGAUCAGGUUGACCUUCAAAGAUCGCGCCGUUUCCAACCUUACUCUGAGUUUUGAAGCUCUUCAGGGUGCAAAGGUCAACCAAUCACCGAGGAACAUGUACACAACUUGCAGCAAAGAGACCCGAGUACUCUCUAACUCCAGGACUUUGGACAUCUUCUGUGAAUCCGCCCCGAUUGUCUACUCUGUCCGGUUACAAGGAGCAGGGAUUGAAUCACUGUGCUCUGUUUACAUAAGUGGGGGACGUAACGUUGCCUUGCGUCAAAGCACCUGGAUGUCCAGCGUGUCCACACUGUAUUCUAAAACGGCUGCCAGCGUCGUGGACGGAGUCGGACACAACAGUUCUGCUGCUACAACAUGCGUGUCGACAUCCCAGGAAGACAGAACUCCCAGGUUGAUUGUAACGAUGGCGAGGCCUGUGUACUUCAGUCGGUACAUUCUUGUUAACCCAGCGCCGACACAAAUGCGGUCAAACUCUCUUCUAGUGGAGGCUUUUACCUUUAAAAACGUGAUUAUAGAAAACCAUACCGCAGCUAAUCCGAACCCUCCCUCGAAAACGACAGUGAUCACCCCAAGACAACGUGACAGCGUCAAUCGACUGGAGAUCACUUCUUUAAAUGGCACGCUCUGGCUUUGUGAAGUGGAAAUUUACGGAGAUGUCAUUUGCCCCACCGGUACAUACGGGCUGGACUGUGACAUGCCGUGUCACUGUGCCAAUGCCACAGAGACAUGUUUCGUCAGCACAGGUCAGUGUCGGUCUGGUUGUGCUCGUGGAACACAAGGUGAAGGUUGCACGCAAGCCUGUGGCCCAGGUCAGCAUGGAGUCGAUUGUAAAGAACAAUGUUCACAAAACUGUGUCGACAAGAUAUGUAAUGGCACCACUGGUCAGUGUCAUUCUUGUGUCCAUGGUUUUACUGGAGACAUGUGUGAUCAAGUGUGUACCAAAGGCUACUAUGGUCCGAACUGUGUCCAUAUGUGUCCCCAAAACUGUCAAGAUAUGCAAUGCGAUGCUGUUGACGGACACUGUCUCGCGUGUGUCAGUGGCUACCAGGGUGUCCGUUGUGAACGAGCCUGUGGCCCAGGUCAACAUGGAGUCGACUGUAAAGAGCAAUGUCCACCAAACUGUGUCGACAACAAAUGUAAUGGCACCACUGGUCAGUGUUUAUCUUGUGUCAAUGGUUUCACUGGAGAUACGUGUAAUCAAGUGUGUGCCAAAGGCUACUAUGGUCCGAACUGUGUCCAUACGUGUCCCCAAAACUGUCACGAUAUGCUAUGCAAUUCUGUUGACGGACACUGUCUCACGUGUGUCAGUGGUUACCAGGGACUCCGUUGUGAACGAGUCUGUGGCCCAGGUCAACAUGGAGUCGACUGUAAUGAACAAUGCCCACCAAACUGUCACGACAAGAAAUGUAAUGGCACCACCAGUCAGUGUGUUUCUUGUGUCGAUGGGUUCACUGGAGGCACGUGUAAUCAAGUGUGUGCCAAAGGCUACUAUGGUCCGAACUGUGUCCAUAUGUGUCCCCAAAACUGUCAAGAUAUGCGAUGCGACGCUGUUGACGGACACUGUCUCGCGUGUGUCAGUGGCUACCAGGGUGUCCGUUGUGAACAAGAAUGUAACAAAGGUCAUUAUGGCGUCAAGUGCAAUUACAGCUGUCCCGAGAACUGCAAAAAUAAAACAUGUCAUGCCAGUACUGGUCAGUGUUUUCAGUGUGUCCCUGGCUACCGAGGGGAUAAAUGCCAAGAAGCAUGUGACAUCGGCUUUCACGGCGCCCUGUGCAGUCAGACGUGCCCCAAACAGUGCAACAACAGCCACUGUAACGUCACCACUGGCCUGUGUCUGGGAUGUCAAGAUGGAUACUAUGGCGACGCGUGUGAUCAAGUUUGUGUUUCCGGAAGCUAUGGUCGGGACUGUAGCAUGAACUGUAGUGACGUCUGCAAUGUACCAACCUGCCAUCCCGUGACUGGAGCGUGCCCAGCCGACUGCGUAGAUCCAAACAGUGAAAUUAUGUGUCAACAUGCACUAACGUCCACUGUCCUGAACGCGGAGGCGGAUUCCAUCAACUGGACAUUAGUGAUAAUAGCUCUGGUCAUCUCUCUGGCCUUCACGGUCGUGGCAGCGAUUGUCAUCGUCAAAUACAGAAGCAGGUGCAAGAAGCAAUGGACUGGUCACGUGACGUAUCAAAGGACUCCGUCUGAGCAGAACGCCUAUAUACAAGUUAUUGACAGGACAAGUUCAGGAGGACAUUCGGAACAUUUUAAUGGAUUUAACUUUGACAAUACCUUCUAUGAUCUAACAAUGGAGAAGCCUGUCUGCAGCUCAUGGCCAGCGGAAGAAUCAAGCAAAAGUUUACUGCUAGGAUCAGGAGAGGCGAUAUGCAAAGGGAAAAGCCAAGGAUCAGCGGGAGCGGCAUGCUGGUCAGAGGGACAGCUGCCACUAGGCGGCCAAUCGUUUGAAAGCUGCCACAAACUGUAUGUUGAUAUGUCUGGUGGUCAAGAGAACAUUUAUGAGAGAAUAGAUGACGGCGUCUACGAUUGUUGUAUCAAAAAUUUCGCUGAAGAACAAGUGUACGAACACUUGAGUUAAAGACAUGACCAAAUCUGCAUUAAACACACGGUGGCCAUUAAACACACGUGACCAUUAAACACACGUGACCAUUAAACGCACCCGAGCCGUUACAUGGAACGAACAAAGUCACAACGAAUAUACACGACAAAUCACAUUAAACACACUUACAUUAGACAUAUUUAAACAAUUACAUUAAACACAAUAUAACUAUUACAUUAAACACAUACCUUAAACACAAUAGGACAAUUACAUUAAAAUCUAACUAGCCUUUUCAUUAAACACAUUCAAACAAUUAAACUAAACACACAUUAACAAUGGUAUUAAACACAAGAACAAAACAAUUAUGAAUCCAGUAGGCUCGACUGGGGCGAUAUUUACCUUGCAAAGACAAUAGUGAAAAAGUUGAUUCCAACCUUCUUUGUCAACGAACAAUUGUAAAGGUUUCUUUUCCUCUAAUACCUUGUCAAUAUGUGUGUGUUUUUUGUGUUUUGUUAAUACUUUAAGAGAAGUGCACUUAACAUCGACACACACGCAUCAUACAUAUAUGUUAGCAAACUCCAGGCAUUGCCAACGAAUUCGGUAAUUUCCGUUUCUCUCGUCUAAAGUCGGGACCCAAAGCGCCUAUAACGACGAAAGUUGUUGACAAGCCUUGCUAGGUCUACGAUGUCACUGUCCGAGAGGUUGCUAAUUCUAGCUAGAUCUAGAACUUUUGAACGUCUAAGGAUAGUUCCGUAUUUGCAAUGACCAUUGUCCUGGAGGGUUUCUUCUGAUAUGAAUUCCAUUGUUCUAGUCAUGUCUUGAACUCUACUUAUAAAGGUUCAUCAUUUAUGUGAUGUAUGUCAGUAUACCAGACAAACAAGUUUUCGAUUGCAUUAUGACAAUAUUGCAAUAAACUUUAAAGUGGUUGCAGCUGUUGCCAUUAGAAAGUUGCUUUCUAUUCAAAUUUGACACAUAGUUAUAGUACUGCUAACAUUAUCCGUCAGCUUCUAUCUGCAGAAAGCAAAGACGUAACUAGCAAUGUGUGGUCUGUGCAGGCCGCACUGGGCAUCUGGUGGUGAUGGGCAUCAAAUUAAACAUCAACAUUACAUUACAGUAGAUCCCUGGACACAUUGGCGUCAUGGGAAAUGAAAGGGCAGAUAAGCUUUCAAAAGCAGAAUCAUCUAUGGAAAAACCAGAUAGACCUGUUAACUACCUCACCCUAAGGUCAAUGUUAAUCAACAAUCAACCAAUGGGCAACAGGAAACACUGGCAGAGCCAUGUACAAAGAAAUAAUGCCUAACAAACUGGACAGUAUUAACUUCCUCCUCCGCAAAGAGCAAUCUACAAUCUUCCAACUAAGGACAGGACACACACCUCUGUUAAAUUACCAUCUCAAUAAAAUAAAUCCCACACAACUCCCCCUUUAUAGAAACUGCGCCCACCCUUAUGAAACCGUAAACCAUAACCUUUUUGAAUGCCCCUUCCUAAUCCACCUUAGGCAGACCCUACUACCACUUCAGCCCAACAUAACCAACACCCUGUACGGCAGUGCUGAACAACUGAAGAAAACAGCACACUAUUUUUACUUGGUACAGUCUGCAAAAGAGCUGACAGCUCAGCAGCAAAAAGCUGGCAAGAAUAAGAAGGACCCUAGAUUCCGAUUUAUUGGUCUGCGUCUAAAAAGAUCAUGUCCGGUCAGCCUGACACCAUAGACAGACCGACACCAUAGACAGACCGACUCCAUAGACAGACCGACACCAUAGACAGACCCCCAUAACUGAAAAAUGUAGUGCUAUGUGGGCAUCACAUUAAAAAUAUGUUCGGUGAUUUAAUUAGGAUGAAUCAAAAGGAGCUGUCGCACUCGGCAUCAAGUACCCUAGGUACGCCACCGCAAGUAGUUCCGUUUCAAUGUGUAAUGUUAAAUCAAUGAUGUCUUUUAUAAAAGCAUCUUUCCUGCAGUCGAUCCCAAUAUUUGUAGUCUUUACCCAUGAGACUUAUA